Thlaspi arvense is the source of this 1152-nucleotide messenger RNA. NCBI's taxonomy places the organism in Eukaryota, Viridiplantae, Streptophyta, Magnoliopsida, Brassicales, Brassicaceae. The record is from the annotation of a GenBank genome assembly.
AUGGUGAGGAAGGAAGAGGAGGAGAAGGUGGAGGCGGUGAGGAAGGGAAUGCGUCUGGGGAAAUACGAGCUUGGGAGGACGCUCGGCGAGGGUAAUUUCGGUAAAGUCAAAUUCGCGAAGGAUACCGUCUCCGGUCAAUCUGUCGCUGUUAAAAUCAUCGACAAGUCUCGUAUCGCCGAUCUCAACUUCUCCCUACAGAUAAAAAGAGAGAUCCGGACGCUAAAAAUGCUGAAACAUCCCAACAUUGUCAGAUUACACGAGGUCUUGGCUAGCAAAACUAAAAUUAAUAUGGUCAUGGAAUGUGUCACCGGAGGAGAACUGUUCGACAGAAUUGAUGAUGGACUGCUACAUACAACUUGUGGAAGCCCUAAUUACGUUGCGCCUGAGGUUUUAGCGAACAAAGGCUACGAUGGUGCAGCAUCAGAUAUAUGGUCGUGUGGUGUAAUCUUGUAUGUGAUUCUAACCGGAUGUCUUCCUUUUGACGAUAGAAACCUAGCAGUUCUUUACCAGAAGAUAUGCAAAGGAGAUCCGCCAAUACCAAGAUGGUUAUCACCAGGUGCAAGAACCAUGAUCAAGAAAAUGCUCGACCCAAAUCCAGUCACGAGGACCACAGUCGCGGGUAUUAAAGCAAGCGAAUGGUUCAAGCAUGACUACACUCCUUCAAUUCCCGAUGAUGAUGACGAAGAAGAAGUCGACACAGACGAUGAUGCUUUCUCAGUCCAAGAGCUCGGAUCUGAAGAAGGGAAGGGCAGUGAUUCACCAACCAUUAUCAAUGCGUUUCAGUUAAUCGGAAUGUCUUCCUUUCUUGAUUUGUCCGGAUUCUUUGAACAAGAGAAUGUAUCAGAGAGAAGAAUAAGAUUCACUUCAAAUAGCUCAGCAAAAGAUUUACUGGAGAAAAUCGAAACAGCGGUUACAGAAAUGGGAUUCAGUGUACAAAAGAAACAUGCGAAGUUAAAAGUAAAGCAAGAGGAAAAAACCCAAAAAGGUCAAGUUGGCUUAUUAGUAACAGCAGAGGUUUUCGAGAUAAAGCCGUCACUGAACGUGGUUGAGCUAAGAAAAUCUUAUGGCGAUUCAUGUUUGUAUAGACAGUUGUACGAAAGACUAUUAAAAGACGUGGGCAGUUCCUCACCGGAGCAAGAGAUAGUAACAUAG